This is a messenger RNA of Mauremys mutica (yellowpond turtle), 1314 nucleotides long. Its product is annotated as rac GTPase-activating protein 1-like. The transcript has 11 exons. The record is from RefSeq and is a predicted model, not a curated record. Gene Ontology annotation, biological process: signal transduction. The coding region runs from base 67 to 1314 and encodes 415 amino acids. Lineage: Eukaryota; Metazoa; Chordata; Testudines; Geoemydidae.
AGACAGUUAGCGCCCGCCGGCUGGGUGAGGGAGCGUCGCCCCGAGCGUGUGAGGCGGCCAGGGAAGAUGGAGACUGCAAUGCUGAACUUACGGAAUCUGUUUGACCAACUCAUGCGCCAGUCAGAAUUUCUAAAUGAAGGAAAUGAAUACCAGUUUAUCCAGUUGGCAAAGAACUUUGAAGAGUUCCGAAAGAAGUGGCAGAAGGCAGAUCAUGAGCUGGCCAGGUACAAGGAUCUUCUGAUGAAAACAGAAACUGAGCGUAGUGCACUGGAUGUGAAGCUGAAACAUGCUCGCAAUCAGGUAGAUGUGGAGAUCAAGCGAAGACAGCAAGCUGAAACAGACUGUGAGAAGCUGGAGCGGCGGAUCCAACUGAUUCGAGAGCUACUGAUGUGUGAUGCAUCGGGUAGUAUUCACCUAAGUGAAGAACAGAAAUCUGCCCUGGCCUUCAGGCCUCAACUUUCUACUGGGGAUUCUGGGAACAGAAGACUUUCAACAAUAGAUGAAUCUGGCUCAAUUCUAUCAGACAUCAGCUUUGACAAGACUGACGAGUCAUUGACAGGCCUAUACCGAAUUUCUGGCUGCGACCGGACAGUAAAAGAGCUGAAGGAGAAGUUCCUUCGAGGGAAGACUGUGCCCCUGCUCAGCAAAGUGGAUGAUAUCCAUGCCAUCUGUGGCCUUCUUAAAGACUUCCUGUGUAGCCUAAAGGAACCCAUUCUCACAUUCCGGCUAAACAAGACUUUUAUGGAGGCAGCAGAAAUUCUGGAUGAAGACAACAGUGUAGCUGCCAUGUACGAGGCUGUUGGUGAACUCCCUCAGGCUAACAGAGAUACACUCGCUUUCCUCAUGAUUCACCUUCAGAGAGUGGCUCAGAGCCCAGACACUAAAAUGGACAUCACCAACCUUUCCAAAGUCUUUGGACCCACAAUAGUUGCCCAUGCUGUGCCAGAUCCUGACCCCAUGACACUCUUGCAGGACACUAAACGACAACCCAAGGUGGUAGAGCGGCUGCUGUCACUGCCAGUGGAAUACUGGAGCCAGUUCAUGAUGGUGGAGCAAGAAGACAUUGACCCAGCGCAUGUAAUUGAAAACUCCAAUGCCUAUUCCACUCCCCGAACACCAGAUGUUAAAGUGAGCAUGCUGGGUCCUCUCACUACUCCAGAACAGCAACUGACAAAGACUCCUUCAUCUAGCUCCCUGUCCCAGAAGGUCCGAUCUACGCUCAGCAAGACUACCCCGAAAUUUGGGAGCAAAAGCAAGUCUGCAACCAACCUUGGACGCCAGGGAUACUUCUUUGCCUCUCCUAUGCUGAAGUAA